Molecule: messenger RNA, 8618 nt
Organism: Lytechinus variegatus (green sea urchin)
Lineage: Eukaryota; Metazoa; Echinodermata; Echinoidea; Temnopleuroida; Toxopneustidae
Exons: 22
Coding region: 311-5245 (1644 amino acids)
Source: RefSeq, a predicted model, not a curated record
AUCUUUUCUCACUUUCUUUCGCACGUGGGCCGCGGCGCGCGGGGCCGGGGUAAUACGUAUUUAACUCUAUGGGUAAAGGAAACCAUAGAGUUAUAAACCUAAACACGUAUUUAACUCUAGUCUAGACUAUGGGUACCGGGUAAAACUGAAUCAUGCGCCCUUUUUUCAACGAGAUGUAGCAGCAGAAGAAAAGAGAACGAAUCCCUUGAAAAGCAAAUCAUGAAAUAAACAGCCCAAACUAAAAAUAUACUGUAUCAGGGAUUGAAGAGAGAUCAGGACAUCUACCACAUUGCUGGACAGCUAACAAAAUAUGUAUCCUGCAGGAGGCCCUCCAAGUCAUAACCAAGGGUAUCCUGUGCAGUAUUCAAACCAAGUGAAUUCAAGACAAUGUGGACCUGGGCCUCUGGUAAAUAGGCCAGGAACUAUACAGAACAUCCAACAUGGCAUUUUGGGUCCUCCUCCAAUGCUGCCUACCAACUUUGCACCAGUUCCUGUGAUGACACCAAUGUGUCGCUCUGCUUACCUACCACCUCCACCUCAACCACAGUUCAUGCCCAGUGCUAUGUUGCCCAGUCAUAUUCCUCAACAUAAAGACAGCCAAGGUCCAGUUAUGCAACAAGAUAAUUUUCAGAGAGGGGGUAGAUCUUCAGGUCUUUCUCCUUCACACAGUAUGGCUAUGGGUGGCUAUGCUCACCAAGGUUCCACUCCUGCACCUCCCCCUUUAUUCCGCCCAGGCCCCCAAACACCUUCGCCCAAGGGAGCAUCCAUAGAUGACCAGAAGAAGCUCAACAAAUCUGAAAAAGAAGAUCUAUAUCGCAUGUUUGGGGUUGUGUUACAGCAGCAUGGACCAAUAGAAGUGACUGAUAGCAGACUUCUAAGUGUGUUUAUGGGAUUGUCACCAUGGAUGCGCCAGGGUAUCAAGUACCUUGGUGGUCUGAAAGACUUCUUCAGACAGGGAGACAUCUUUAAGGUCGAUGGAGAUGUUGUUUCUUUGGCAUGGCAAGAAGAGGAGGCAGAAGAUAAACCAAAGCAAAGCAAGAAACCUUGUCCUUCACCUGUGGCACCCAAACCUAAAUCCCCCAUCUCCUUCAAAUCGAAGUCACCAUCUCCCGUAGGCAAUGAGACAUGGGAUCUAGAUAAUGAUAGCAAAUCUAAGAAUGUACCUAAAUUACAAUCAUCUAUUGACAAUGGUUCAGAAUCAUCAGAAGAUGAUGGAGAUUGGGAGGGAGAGGAGAAGCAGGGCUGGUGGCUUUUAGACCCUCUCCCAGGGGAGGAUGAAGAUUGGAAGGAGAUGACACCCCUCCAGGGAAAGAUGGGAGGUGGAUACUAUGAAGAUUUCAGAAAAUUAGAAGAGAAAGAUAAAAAAGAUCCUGAGGAAACUCAAAAGAAACUAGUGUUCACAAGCCCUUCCACUGGUGGCAAUAAAACAGAAAAGGAAGUGAAUGAUUUGCCUAUGAAGAAAGAUGAGGGAAAUCUGAUGAAAGUACAGAAAACAAGCCCUACCAUGUUUGCAAGUGUAAUUGAAGAGGAACAGAAUGAAUCUUCUCCAAAGAAAGAUGACACAAUUCAAAAGAAGUUGGUAUUUACAAGUACUCCUUCCCUUGGAACAGAAAAUGUGAAGACUUCCCCACCAAAGAAUGAUAGCCCCACUCCUUGGAACUGGGAAGAGUCAGCCAUUGCUCAAGAAGCAGAGGCAGAAGUGAGACGAGAGUCUGUGCUAACCCAUAAUACAAAGCAGUCGGGUCAUUCUCCUGCAUCACUCAGUAGGGAGAAUAAUAUGAAUGCUGCCAGAUCAUGGCCAUCAGAUGUCGAGGGACCAACAGAUAUGAAGUCUUUGGAAGAGAAGAGCGAUAGCAGUAGCCAGGAAGAAGAGUAUGGUGGACGGAGCACCGAGAUGGUUUAUCGGUCUGGGUCUCUUCAUCAGGCAGAAGAUGAUGUCAUCAUCCUUGAGGAUAUUGAGGUUAGUGGUACAGAAGAGGAGAUUCGUAAAGCUGUAGAAGGUACUGAUAGUGCUGAGGAUAAGAGUGAUAUCUUCACAGAUGCUCUGGGCAGUGGCCAAGAGGAUGCAGAUAAAGUAGAUGAAGAGCAAAGACCAGGACACUGCAUUGAAGAUGAUGUGGAAACAGGUAACAUAAAGGAAGAUGCUGUAAAAAAGGACAUGAUGUCUGAUAUGAUUUCCAAAGUGAUCAAUCUUGCAAUCUCCAAGGUCACCAGCUCCCAACUUGAAGGUACUGGCAAUCAAGAGACUGACCAAACCACUGAUCAAGAGACAGACCAAAACAUACCCAGUUAUAUACCCAGUUAUAGUAAUAUUUCCAUAAGUGCGGAAGAAGAGGGUGUGUCAUUCAGUUGCACGGAAUCGGGAUCAUCAAAAUCAGUUAGGAGUGUUGGUGUUGAAACACCAAAACCUUUACAAUCACACAAAGCGAUGUGUACCAGGGAAAUCAAAACACGAAGCAGCAAAGUCAACACUAUUACUGUGUCUACUGUCAGUAGACGUGUGGGAACAGGAGAGGAUCCAAGAAUUGAAGAACUUACACGUGAUUUGGACAAAGAGUCUUGCAGACGCAGACAUCUUGCUGAUGACUAUGAAGACCUGUCUAACAAGUAUGAUAGACGGAAGUUGGAGUAUGCAUCAGAAACCAAAGAAAUAAAACGCAAACUGGACCAAACUACCAGAGACUUGGCGGAUUGCCAGCGCAAACUCUCGAGCAAGGGAAUUGUACAGCUUGACGAAUUAAGAAAGACUACCAUGGAAUUGAAAGAUUCAGAGAGCAGACUCAAUGCAGCAAAAUCAAAGAUUGCCCGAGCUGAUAAAGAAAAUUACAAUCUGACCAAAGAACUGGAGAAGACUACACGUCAGCUUUUGGAUCUUGAGAAAUCAGAAGCCAAGAAACAGGAGAGUGGAAGAAGCCGUAGUACAUCAACAGGUGGACUGGAACAGGAGAAAGAUCCUGUCAUGGAGGAAGAGAACAAGCUAUUAAAGAUGAGAUCCAGAUCUGCUGAGCAAAAGGUAUUAGAACUUCAGUACCAGUAUGCAAUGCAGAGUCUCAACAAAGCUCUACAAGAAAGUCAGUACAUCUUUAGAAUGUAUGGUAACUCACUCCUUAGUAGCUCUCAUCGUGAGCUGUUGCGUAUGAAGUGGAUGGAUUAUCAGAUGUACAUCAAGGAGAAGACUGAUGAAGUUGCCACAUCUUAUUAUAGCUCCCUCAAAGCUCUUCAUCAAGAAGUUCCAUUAGCCGACAUCCCAUCACUAAAAACCCAACAUGUUGAGACAUUCAACCCAUACAAGCAAUCACCAGUAAAGGCUGGUGAGUUUGGCUACAUCAAUCCUGCUGUAACUGGCUUGGCUACACCAUCCCAGGCCACCCUCAUAGAUCACUCUAUGCCUGUUGUACACCCAGGAGUGAUGGGUGCUGGAGAGGUAAACCCCUCUAUCCCUGUGGCCCCUACCAGUGUACCCACCAAAGUUCCCCCAGGUCUUGCAGGAGCCGCAACCCAAGCUCCACCAGGACUCUCUAAUGCACAGGUUUCUGCAGGUAAUGAUCUCUCUAUGACCUACAUGCAAGCUCAGACCCAGAGAGGUGCCCCUGGGAAAGUAUCAAGGAGGGUACCACGUAAGGCUCCUAAGGCACUCCUAGCAGCAAACUUCAUGUCCUCUCUUCAACAUACCACCAAAGUGUAUGGCAGUGGAGCUGCAGUAACUCCUCCUAGUCAACCACAGUUUGACAGGACGACUGGUGGGCAUGAUUUGGGUUCGCAAAGUCAAGUUCAUGAUUGGUUGGAUAACAUGGAUACAGAUACCACCCCACAGAAUCAAGUGAGUGCUCCAACAUCAAACGUGCAACGGCCACCAUCGGCCCAAAGUCUUACGGAACCCCAGAUCCCUACCCCAAUGGAUAUCACUGGCACACAGCAGCCAGAAGGUAUGGAUGCCCAUACUACCAGUGUACCAGACCAAGUGAUGAUGGCUCCAACGAGUGGCAUGACCAGACCUGCUGGUAUUGGGCGUGGUAAACCUCGCUCCACUUCAGGAAUGAGCACACAGCCUCCUGUAUUCCCUACUAUGGAGUCAUGCAGAGGUCCUGUUGAGGCUAUGGAUGUUGGUGUGAGAACAAAGACUCCCGAGUUACCAGAUGCUGCCCCCUUUUUGAGUGAAACUGCUACCUCCACCAGUAGGGCAUCCUCCGUCUCCAACUCCCGUUCUGCAUCACCGUUGCUCACCUCCCAGCUACCAGGAGUCAUGGAACGCCUUUCACGUCCAUCUGGAUCCAAGCAGGCCUCCACUGCAGGGAGCCUCUCCAAGUUUACCUUCCAAGCAGCUGGAGUAAUGGAGCGUUUGUCCCGUCCGCCUGGAUCAAGGCGUGGGUCUCCUGCUGGAGCUGUGGCAGGAGCCAAUGCACAAACAGAAUCUGCUUCCAGACCACGUCCCUCCAGUGCAGGAGAUGCUCUGCUUGAAUCCCAAGGGAGUAUCAAUGCUGCCAAGGUCAGAUCUGUAAGCCUUGGAGGAGGAGCAGGAAGUUUGCAAUCAUCAAAUGGACCUUCUACUGGUCAGGAACUUGCCCAGCAAGCCACCUCUGCCAAGAAAGAUGACUCCCAAGGUGGUGGCACAGGUAAUGUGCCUCGAUUCCGAUCUCGUCAGCUGAGGAUGCCAUAUCAUCGCGGUGCUGAAGAGGAGCAGAGUGGAGGAGCUUCAAGUGAAGGCAGUGGUGAAAGGUGGACUACAAAGAUUAACAAGCGCAAGCGUAGAGCUCUGAAUCUUGUAGAACAGCAGACACAAUUGAUCAAAGAAUACCGUCACCUGACUGGGUCACGUGACACCAAACCAAAUGAACCUCCCCAGGGCAUUAUUCAACCUCAAAAGCAGGGUUCGUUGGAUAAACUGGUCUCCUAUCUCUCUAAGCAGUUCAAAAAUAUGACCAGGAAAGAGCUGACGGAUUCUAUUCUACAGGUUCGUUUGGAUCAUAACGGAAGUCUCAGUGGUAUCGCCAUGGGGACGAUCAUCUCAGAAGCUAGCAGUUACCUCACCCGAGCAGAAAAGAAGAAGAAGAGAAAGGAUUCUGAGAUAGUUGGUAUGUGUGCAGUCUGUCAAUAUGAUCUGUAUGGUGAUCCAGAUGAGAGAAAGCUAGAAUGUGGGCAUAACUUCCACAAUAAGUGUAUCAAGACAUGGGUGAAUGAGGAAGGGACAUGCCCGGUUUGUCGUAAACACACUCUCUUUCCAGAAGACUUUCCAAGACUGCAGUAAAGUGCCACAGAUUACAAGUCUUUUCUUUGAAAGCCGUACAUCAAUGUAUAUAUGUGUGCAUUUUCAUUCUUUUCUAUAAAUUGUGUCCUAGGUUUUCAGUUGCUUUAUUUAACAAAGUCCUGAGAAAAUUAGAAACAAUAAACCUUGAACUUUCACCUUGAUUUUUGUUGUUGUUAUUACAUGUACAAAAUUGCCAACUCACAAAGUGUCAAAUUCUGCCAACUCAAAAGUGCCAAAGUAUAAAGUUCAGUAUAAAAUAUUAAGUAAAUGAAGUUUUUGUGUAUUUGUCUAUAAGGAAUAGUUUGAUGACAAUAUACUUGAUGUAUUAACAAAGCCAUUCAAAUAGUUGUUGGUAUUGCAUUUUUAAAAAUGGUGCAAAUUUUGUAUUAUUUUGAGCUUCAUUUUUGUUUUGUAUUGAUUGGAAAUAUUGGCGAUAUUACUUUUUUACAACAUGAAUAAAACAACUGCUACCUUUGAAAAUCAUGUUUCAUACUGUACCGGUAUUUUAUUUUUCUAUAUUCAGAUCAAACAUGAUACUCAUAGAAACAGCGUAGUACGUUUAGUUAUGUGAUUUUUUUUCCUGAUGUGUUUCAAUAAGACAUUGAACUCGGACAUUUCUUUAUAAUGUCUUGGCUUGACAAAGUUUAAAUGAAAAAAUAAUUGCAUUUGCUUUGUAGAGCAGUAGGCCUAUCAUCAUGCAUGCUUUUAGAUUAAGAUUAGUUUAGUGUAUGGGUAUUAGUUUGAAUAUCUUUGUUUUGUAGGAAUCAGAUGAAUAUGAUGAAUGUGUAGCUAUGUAGCUAGAUGCCUUUGCUUCUGAGAUAAAGAUAUUCUUAUGUAUAUCACUGGUCUUUGUAUUUGGGCCUUAUAACAUUGUGAACAUUAUGAUUAUUUUCAAUGAUUUGUGAAAUGUAAACUUCUUCAAAAUGCUGUCCUGUCACAUGACGGUUGUUUCUGAUAUUUACUCUUUCAUUAAUUUAGGAUAUACACAUCAUUGCAGUAAAAUCUGAAUUUCAAGUCCAAUGUUUCCAGCCACUUUUAAUUGACUGAACUGGGGCCCGUUUCAUAAAGAGUAACAUAUGUUGUAACUUUGCCAUAAUGACAACUGCCAUGGUAACCUUGAUUGUGAUUGGCUGCUGAACCCUGUUACCAUGGUAGUUGCCAUAGUGGCAAAGUUACAACAGAUGUAACUCUUUCUGAAAAAGCCCCAGAUGGAUAAUUGCUUUUCCAUCCUCGCAAUAAGCUUUGAAUGUUUGGGUUAAAGGAACAAGUUAUGACAGGAAUUUUAGUUUUAGAAUAGAGUGAGAACAAGGAUUUUGGAUAGUAUGGAGCAUGCAGGCUUAUUCUUGACUUGAUAUACAGAUUUUCCAGAGCUAAUUUCUUUCCAAAUAAAUUUCUUGGGAUCCAGCAUUAUAAAUUACAUCUAUUGAAACGUCUGCACAGAGACCAUCAGUGGGAAAAAUUAGUAUGGUUAUUUUAGCACUUUGUGCUCUUUAAAGUAGCAGUUGCAUUAUUUUAGAGAAUGCAUUAGAACUACAUUUAUUUCUGUGACCUACAAGAAUAAUUUGCACCCCUUUUUAUAACCUAUAUUUUCAGGAUGCAAGCUUAUUCCAUUAUGUUGACUGAAAUGGAGAUUGUUUGAAAUAUGCUGAAGUAAAAAGUGAAGAGGCUGAAUGAAUAAUGUAAAUAAAAAAGUCUCUCCGAAACAUUCCAAAAAGGUUAUGCAAAGAGACUAUCAGUAUUAUAUAAAUAUAUUGAUUUAUGUUUAGCAUAAACACGGUGAUCAAAACGUCAAAGUGCCAAAAUACAUGUUGGUGGAGAUCAAUUAAAUGUUUUACUCUUUGUUUUGAAUGUUUUGUAUUUUCAGAGAAUAUUUAACCUAAUGAUUAUGUGAGUUUUGUGUUGUAAGCCAGUACUUGAUUCACUAAUUGCUAGGUCUAUUUCAUUUUCAACUGUUAUCCUCAUAAUUUGAUUUAUUCUUAUGGUUUAGUAAUCUCGAGAGAUCAAGCUUUCCAAAAAGGAAGCCAAAGGGACUGAAAAGGAAAUUGAUGACAUUAUUUAAGAAGAAAAAUAUGUUUUGUAGAGAACUGGAGCUGAAAUCAGUUUCAAAGGCAGUUCCCAUAGAACAGGUCCAUUUGAAGAAAUCAAGAAUAUUUUUACCUUAUAAAGUUGAAAAUUACAUCAAAUUAUCAUAACAUAAAAUGAAAGAAAAAAUAUUAAUAUUUUGAAAUUUUGCAUAAUUAACAAAACAGUUUAACAAACGAAUCAGCAGGUAUGCACACUCGCCAUUUUUCACAUUUCAAUUUUUUUCCACAUGAUAAUCCAAGUUGGAUUGUCCCAUGAACAUGUGGAUUGCUGUAACCUAUUGUGAUACAAUCAAGGGUAUCACUGUUAUAACAAAUUUAUUUCAUAUAAUCAAAUACAGAAGAAAUAGUGUAUGACAUCAUAGACCACCUCAUCAACACAUCACCUGUCUUGUGAAUUAAACUAUUAUGUGCACCCCCCCAAAAAAAGAGAAAUACGUUUCAUUUUAAAAACACCUUUUCCCUGCCUGUUCUAAUCAACUUGUUCAGGGUAGAUUUGAGUUUGAAGUGAUGAGAUUAGAAAAAAAAUCCCUCCCUCCCAAUAUACAAUGCAUUCCUUGUUUAUGAACAAUUUUAGCUAUGACUAUAUCAAUACCGUUUCCUCUGGUAUUUAUCAUUCGACCAAAUUGUGAAAUAUUCACAAUUUAUCUGCUUGUGUGCUAUCAUUAUGUAAAAAGUUAAUUGAAACUAAUUAUGUUUUUGUUAAUGACGUAAAUGGCAGUGAAUGGACUGGUGACUUUAAGUAUUACACCUGAUAUAACAAGAUUUCUGCUACAAGAAAGUUAGAUGUUUCCAAGAUUUUGUUGUGCCAGUGUUCAAAGUAUGCACGUCAAAAGUACUAUUUUGCAUGUUUAAUCAAAGCUGAAUAUUAAUGGCUGAAACAUUCAUGAAUUGUCAGUAAUGAAGUGGUUUUCACUGUCUGCUGUUCAAACUAAGAAAAUAAUUGAAUGUGAUUGGCUUAGUAAAUUUGUCAACUGCACAAAUGCGUUUUUCAUAAAGAACAUUGAACUAUGAAGAAGUUAUCAAGAGAGAUAAUUACCUCAUACAUAUACAUGUAUUUUUUGUUCAUUCCAUUUUUCCUCCAAGAUGAUGUAUAUAUUGACAUAAGUCAUUGUUUUCUUUACUGCCUUUCGAUAUCCAUUUGCUUACAGAUAGGUUUUGUUAAUCAUUAUGUGGAACAGUACCAAGUCAUUUUCAGAAAUGUGUUCAAGUAUGAUUGACAUAAAUUUGUGUGUACUAGUGUGCAUUUCUUCUCGGAAAAAGAAGUCUUCAAUAAAUCUGAAUGUACUUGA